Messenger RNA from Nasonia vitripennis (jewel wasp), 880 nucleotides. RefSeq lists its product as uncharacterized. The transcript has 3 exons. The record is from RefSeq and is a predicted model, not a curated record. The coding region runs from base 445 to 786 and encodes 113 amino acids. NCBI's taxonomy places the organism in Eukaryota, Metazoa, Arthropoda, Insecta, Hymenoptera, Pteromalidae.
UUCAGAUUAUUUAGUGCGAUAUAAAUACCAGUGUCUCAAAUGCACUCUGGAAAAAAUCAUUCGCGACGUAUCAUAUAACCGAACUCAUCCCAACAUCCUGUCACCACAUACUAAAUGUUUAUAAAUUAUGAAAGUCAACGCCACAUUCUCAAUUCAUUACUCGAGCUGGUUAAUCAUACGUCAGAACACUUUGGUAUCUCAUCGAAGUAACAUCGUGCUCUAAAGAGUGUAUUCCAGAGUCAUUUUUAACUAAAAAUCUAUUAGAAAUCACAAAAUUAUUGUUUUUUGAGUGUGUGCCUUGGCAGUUUUUUAAUUUGUGAUACCAGCUUAUUGAUUGGUUUCUGAAUCCUAGAAGAAUAUUUUAUUAUUUUCGAAGAAUUUAUUCAGAAUUACGAUGUUUCGCUUGAUAUUUGCACUAGCUUUUCUAUUACAAUAUACGUGGAGAUGAAAAUUCACCCUACGAGUAAUAUGCUACUACCUAUUAUGAAUCCUAAACCAGUUGCACCAAUCGAAUUACUAGAGAUGAUAUUCUGUGGAUGUAAAACAAACUGUAACACAUCCCGAUGUUCGUGCAAAAAGGCUGAAAUAAAAUGUAGUUACAGUUGUAAAAAUUGCAAUGGCCAAAGCUGUGAAAAUACUUCAAAUUCGCAUAAGGUCAUACUUGAGAGUGAUACAGAAGAGCGACAAGAUGAUAUAGAUGAUAUAGAAGAUAAUGAAAAUCUGUGGAAUGAUGAAAUAAAUGAUUUACAAGAAGAAGAAGUUGAUGAAACACAAACUGAAAAUUAAAAAAUUUUGCUGAAAAAUUCUGUCAAUUCUAUUUACUAGAAUAAUAUAACCAUUUUAUUAUAUAUUAAAUUUUUACAAUAAUCAUAUUUAUUUA